GCCGUGACGCACACAUCGCGCGACAUUCUGAACCCGGCAUCAUGGCGGCUCCUAACGAGAAGAAGCGUGGUCUGGAACAUUUGGACGAAUAUGAGCCAAAACCAGCCAAACAUCUCCGCAGUUUGCACGACCGCAUGGCGGACAGGAGGCUGGUGGUCAUCCUGGAGGGAGCGUCGUUAGAGACAGUGAAGGUUGGAAAAACCUUUGAGCUGCUAAACUGUGACCAACACAAAAAUAUCAUUGUCAAAAGUGGAAGAAAUCCAGGACAUAUCAGGCCAGACAUCACACACCAGUCAGAUAACCUUUCCUUUUGA
Molecule: messenger RNA, 314 nt
Organism: Notothenia coriiceps (black rockcod)
Lineage: Eukaryota; Metazoa; Chordata; Actinopteri; Perciformes; Nototheniidae
Gene: emg1
Product: EMG1 N1-specific pseudouridine methyltransferase
Exons: 3
Coding region: 42-314 (90 amino acids)
Biological process (GO): rRNA base methylation
Cellular component (GO): small-subunit processome; nucleus
Molecular function (GO): rRNA binding; rRNA (pseudouridine) methyltransferase activity
Source: RefSeq, a predicted model, not a curated record